AUGCCGCCUACAACGCUAAACCAAUCCCAUAAGGAUGAGGAACAUGCUCAAUAUAGGAAUCCGCAACAUUUGCCCACGCCUGAACCAGAGUCGCAAAAUACACUAUCCGGUCAUCAGGGUCAACAUGUUGAGUCACAGACCCCCAACACCCCGCCAGUACCACAUGAAAGACCUACGGGAGGAGAUAGCUCCGUGCAGAGCAGCCUGGUUCCUACUAUUGUAGUUGGUAAUGGCUCAGCUCAACCCUCAAGCAAUAAUAUUGUGGUUACCGGUGUCGAAGACAAUGGCAACGACAACCAAGGUAGCACAAGUCCUAUCGAGAUCGACGAAAGAACAAUCGAGGAAGCUAUCCGUGAUUUAAUCAAUGAAAAGCACUCAGAAGAGGGUGAUGGUGAGCUGACACAGAUCGUCCUUCAUAGACAUGACAGACUUGAUGAAGUUUGUUCAUUCUUUGAUGCUCUCAACGUGGAAAUUCGCGAAAAAUGUCUCAAGUUCGAUAAAGAGCCAAAAGAUUAUCUCAUCCCAAGUCGCCAGCAUCAUGACGCUUUAAAGUUCUUGGGAAAUUAUCUUAACUCGUUGAAGCCGGAAGAGCUACUGCAAGAACUGCCUAAUAUUCAAAAUCAAUGUGACAUGGUCAAGAACCAACUAUCUCGCGUUAAUCUCAGCCAUGAUUUACCUCCUCAAUGGAAUAUUGAUGUUAAAGAGAUCAUGGAGUACACCAGAGCCAAUAUCCCAGCUGGGGAUCACUCUGAUAUCCCAGAUUCGGAUGCCGAUGAUCUUGAUGCCCUAGAGUCGCGUACAAGAAAAGAGCAACAUCAAUACUCAUCUUGUGAAGUUCUCAGCUGGUGGCCCAAGGGCACUGGGACUCAAACUUUUGUUCGAUAUGGUGAUAAGUCAGCCCCUAUUUAUAGAAUUAGGGCUGGCUCGUACGAGAUAUAUGACAAGGCUUCUGUGCCACGAUUGUGGACAACGAGCUCGCGUGGAACAGCGAAGAAGAUGAUCACCGAAGCUGGGGAAGAAGAUGAAGUCUGGAAAGACACUAGGAGUGAUGUAAAAAGAAUUAUCGCAGUUGGUUGGAAGGUUCCUGAUGACGAUGAUUCUGAAAUUGGAGCUCUUCCAUUUAUCAAGCCUGAGAGGGGGGCAAUAUACCCCCAGACAAAGACUAUGGUGCUGUGGAAAGAUGGACAAACUACACUCGAGGGCCGUUCUUUUAUACGUCGAAUCGCUAAUGGGGCUGCUUUCCGAGGCGAUGAGAUGAUAUACCAAAAGGCGAAAGAGCUAGAAGCCGCCUAUGAAAAAAAGAACGGGCCACUUCAAAGCAGUCACAAGGUGAAGGAAGAGGAUGAAAGCGAAUACGCUGGCAGUGAUAUAGAUGGUUCUAAUGUAUCAGAUCCUGAGUCUUCAUCUGCAAGUUCGAAAGACAAAGUCCUAAGACGUGACAAGAGCAAGAGAUCUCACAAGCAUCGAGCCUCAGCUAAAGAGGAAGAUAUCAAAAAGCUUGAGCGAAAACUCGAAAGAUUGAAGAGUGGGAAAAGAGUCACACAUUCCACAAGACAGUGA
Molecule: messenger RNA, 1560 nt
Organism: Penicillium digitatum Pd1
Lineage: Eukaryota; Fungi; Ascomycota; Eurotiomycetes; Eurotiales; Aspergillaceae
Source: RefSeq, a predicted model, not a curated record